AUGCCUAUUGAGCAACCCUCGCAGAUUCGCACCAGUCUUCAGCCGGUCCAGCUGAAGUAUGUGCCUCUACCCGCUCCUCUCCCACCUUUGGGCGACCACCCCAUCACGAUGACAGUUUUCGACGGACUGGGCGCACCCUGUCGUCGUUGUCUGCUUGAUGCCAGCCCAGGUGAAAUAAUCCAUCUCAUCGGCUAUGAUCCUUUCCCCGUGGACAGCGUGACGCCUUACCGAGGGACUUACGCAAUUUUCGUUCAUGCUCACGACUGUACCCCCUUCAGCGGAACAACUUUGCCAGACAGUCAGUUGAACAGACUACAAGUAGCGAGGGCAUUUGAUGAGAACCACAUGUUGGUGGCGUCAGAGAUUGUGAACAGAAGUGAAUUUGAGAAGGUUGUUGGGGAAAUGUUAGCAGACAGGAAGGCGAGCUACGUCAACGUGUACAAUGCGAAGCCUGGUUGUUUUGCAGUCAGGGUUGAGAGGGGCUGA
Molecule: messenger RNA, 486 nt
Organism: Fusarium sp. VM40
Lineage: Eukaryota; Fungi; Ascomycota; Sordariomycetes; Hypocreales; Nectriaceae
Source: the annotation of a GenBank genome assembly